Molecule: messenger RNA, 788 nt
Organism: Frankliniella occidentalis (western flower thrips)
Lineage: Eukaryota; Metazoa; Arthropoda; Insecta; Thysanoptera; Thripidae
Product: small cysteine and glycine repeat-containing protein 2-like
Exons: 2
Coding region: 104-475 (123 amino acids)
Source: RefSeq, a predicted model, not a curated record
GUCAAAAGUAUAAAACGAUGUGCGCGUCUCGGGGAGAGCCACAAUCACGUUUGCACUCGUGUCGGACAGCAGAUCCACAGGCACCCCCUCCACCAACAUCAACAUGAGGCUGCUCGUCAUCGCCCUGUUCGCCCUCUGGCUGCUCUUCGAGAUCGCUUCGGCCUGCAAGUGCUGCGGCUGCGGAGGCCACUGCGGCUGCGGAGGACACUGCGGAGGCAGCUGCGGCUGUGGAUACGGACACGGCUACGGCUGCGGUUGCGGCUGCGGCGGCGGCUGGGGCCAUGGCGGCUGGGGCUACGGCGGCUACGGCGGCUACGGCCACGGUGGCGUCGUCAACCACAUCGUGCACAAGACCUCCGACUCUUCAUGCGCCGCCCCCUCCGUCGUCGGCAUCCCCGUCCUCGGCCAGCUCGGUCUCGCCAAGGGCUGCGGCUGCCGCGGCAUCUGCUCCUGCGGCAAGAGCUGGGACUGCUAGAGCUGCCCGAGCCCCCGCCCGGCCAGGCCCGCCGGGCCCCGCACCGCGCGCGCUCCUGUCCUGCGGACUCGUCUGCGGCUGAGGGCUCCGAUUCCUCCUCUUCCUCCCCGACCUCCAGGACGCCCCCGACGCACCGCGGGGACGCCGACGCCGAGGGCCGCCCGACUGACGGACUCCGACUGACCGACUGCGACUGAUCGCGGCCCCCGCACUCCGUCCCCGCGCCGCGGCCGGGGCGACGCGUCCGCACCCGGGCCCGACUGAUGACAGGACGGGGAGGACGGAUGGAAUAAACCUGUGACCUGACUGCCAA